Molecule: messenger RNA, 5457 nt
Organism: Loxodonta africana (African savanna elephant)
Lineage: Eukaryota; Metazoa; Chordata; Mammalia; Proboscidea; Elephantidae
Gene: NDNF
Product: neuron derived neurotrophic factor
Exons: 4
Coding region: 964-2670 (568 amino acids)
Biological process (GO): extracellular matrix organization
Molecular function (GO): protein binding; heparin binding
Source: RefSeq, a predicted model, not a curated record
UCAAAUCUACCCAGAGAUGCCUUGGAAAAGAGGCUUGGUGAUGUACUUCCAAAAAAUCAGCCAUUGAAAACCCUAUGGAGCACAGUUCUACUCUCUAACGUGGAAUUGCCAUGAAUUAAAUUGACAGCAACUGGUUUAAGAAGCUGAUGUGGAGAUUAUAUAAUCAUCAGAUUUACCAUAUUUGUUUUAAGUCACAUGAUGAAUAGCUCAUAUUUCUCACAUUAUAUAGUAUUUACUAAGUGACCUUACCUGUCCAAGUCUUAUUUUUUUAAAUGAGAAAAAUAACAGUGUCUACAUCACAGAGUUGUUGUUAGCAUUAUAUAACAUAAUACAUAGAAAACACCUAAGAGAGUGCCUGGCAUAUAGCAUGCACACAGAAUUAUUGUGUUGUCGUUCUCUCAAAAAUUAAUCUAUUAUAACUACUUGACUUAACUAAAGAGAAAGCUCUUUCCAAGGUCAGUUGGGGAUGCUGGGAAAAUUCCCACCAAUCAUAGCUAGCUAAUUCUCUGACUCCAGGGUUGAUCUUAAUAUCUCACCUCUCCUGGGGUGUUGGGCAAUUUGUCAGGCUCAUUUGUACGGUGGCAGUAGGAGAUUGACAGCUUUAUGGGCAAGCAGGAAGCCUGAUGACGCAAGGCUGUCUUUGAGUGAUUCUAGGGUAAAUAUGCCUGAGUAUCUCAGACUCAAGUGCUGCCCUGGCACAUUUGCUCCAAGUUCCUAAUAAGUAUUAAAAGUCAAAUCCUAACAUUUUCUGAAGAAACAUUUUUUAUUGUCUGGCCUCUUAAGCUCGCAAGAGGUAAAGAUUUGGGGAUGUUACUGCAAAGAGAAGUAAACUGAAUAUGGUUUAUUGUGUUGAAAUAAUGAGUAUUUCUAAACAGGGACAUUAUAUCAAAUUCCAUUCAGAUUUUCCAUUCCUUUUAUCCGCAGGUGGUGCAGUCGUUAAGAGCUCUCCUGCUAACCAAAAGGAUGGUGCUGCUUCACUGGUGUUUGCUGUGGCUGCUAUUACCACUCAGCUCAAGGACCCAGAAGUUUCCUACUCGAGAUGAGGAACUUUUUCAAAUGCAGAUCCGGGACAAAGCAUUUUUUCAUGAUUCGUCCGUAAUUCCAGAUGGAGCUGAAAUUAGCAGUUAUCUCUUUAGAGACACACCCAAAAGGUAUUUCUUUGUGGUGGAAGAAGACAAUACUCCAUUAUCAGUCACGGUGACUCCCUGUGAUGCACCUUUAGAAUGGAAACUGAGCCUCCAGGAGCUGCCAGAGGAGGCUAGCGGGGAAGGCUCAGGUGAUCCAGAACCUCUUGAGCAGCAGAAGCAGCAGAUCAUUAGUGAGGAAGGCACAGAGUUAUUCUCCUACAAAGGCAAUGAUGUUGAGUAUUUUAUAUCGUCUAGCUCUCCAUCUGGUUUAUAUCAGUUGGAGCUUCUUUCAACAGAGAAAGAUACACAUUUCAAAGUGUAUGCCACUACAACUCCAGAGUCAGAUCAACCAUACCCUGAAUUGCCUUAUGACCCAAGAGUAGAUGUCACCUCCCUAGGACGCACCACAGUCACUUUGGCCUGGAAACCGAGCCCCACGUCCUCUUUGCUGAAACAGCCCAUUCAGUACUGUGUGGUCAUCAACAAAGAACACAAUUUUAAAAGUCUCUGUGCAGUGGAAGCAAAGCUGAGUGCAGAUGAUACUUUUAUGAUGGCGCCAAAACCUGGUCUGCACUUCAGCCCCUUUGACUUUGCCCACUUUGGAUUUCCUUCAUACAAUUUGGGUAAAGAACGUGGCUUCCUAGCAAAGCCUUCUCCAAAACUGGGACGUCACAUCUACUCAAGGCCCAAGGUUGACAUUCAGAAAAUCUGCAUCGGAAACAAGAACAUCUUCACCGUCUCCGAUCUGAAACCCGAUACGCAGUACUACUUUGACGUCUUUGUGGUCAAGAGCAACAGCAACACGAGCACUGCUUAUGUCGGCACCUUCGCCAGGACCAAGGAAGAAGCUAAACAGAAGAGAGUUGAGCUUAAAGACGGAAAAGUUACAGAUGUAUUUGUGAAAAGGAAGGGGGCAAAGUUUCUACGGUUUGCUCCAGUCUCUUCUCACCAAAAAGUCACCUUCUUUAUUCACUCUUGCCUAGACGCUGUCCAAAUCCAAGUGAGACGGGAUGGAAAGCUCCUUCUGUCUCACAGUGUGGAAGACAUUCGGCAGUUUCAGCUUAGAGGGAAACCUAAAGCCAAGUACCUCAUCAGACUGAAAGGAAACAAAAAAGGGGCAUCCCUGUUGAAAAUUCUAGCCACCACAAGGCCAAGUAAGCAGUCAUUCCCCUCUCUUCCGGAAGAUACAAGAAUCAAAGCCUUCGACAAGCUCCGUACCUGUUCUUCCGCCACUGUGGCUUGGCUAGGCACUCAGGAAAGGAACAAGUUUUGCAUCUACAAAAAAGAAGUGGCUGAUAACUACAACGAAGACCAGAAGAAAAGAGAACAAAACCAAUGCCUAGGACCAGAUACCCGGAAGAAAUCAGAAAAGGUCCUCUGUAAAUAUUUCCAUAGUCAAAACGUGCAAAAAGCAGUGACCACAGAAACAAUCAAAGGUCUUCAGCCUGGCAAAUCUUACCUGCUGGAUGUUUAUGUCAUAGGACAUGGGGGGCAUUCUGUGAAGUAUCAGAGUAAAGUCGUGAAAACCAGGAAGCUCUGUUAGUUACCUUGCAUAGAGAUAGAUGUAGAACUCCAGGAGAGACAUUAAAUCACUUUAAGUAUAAACUGGCUACUCCCACAGCUGAGAGAAGUUCUGACCUGCGUUUAUACGCUGUAAGGAAAGAUCCCAACUUGUGUAUAUGUAUGUUUAUGUAAGUAAUUGUUGGAGGAGACUUGGCCAAAUGUGCCGAAAUGGUACCUAGCACACGGCUGAUGCCCAGUCGAUGUCAAAGGUGGAGGGCAUCUCGAAGGAACUGCUGCCCCUUGCUUUGCCACUGCAUGAACUGCUUCUAAAUUAUUUUAUUACCUAAAAAUUUAAAAUAUGCCAUUCAUUGCACACGUCCACAAAUGCAAAUCAUUCCUCCCUAUAGAUGCUAGGGUAUAUAUAAAUUAUUUUCUAAAGUCUUGUUUUAAAUGUCAGUGUUCCUAUGAUUGUAAACUAUUCAAUUCUUCCUGUUAAAGUACAGGUCUAAUCUAAGUAUUAUGAAGUGGACAGCCCUGUAGUCAGUUAUAUUGCUAUUGUAAAUUCUUAUUUGUUGAGUAAAAUGUUUAAAUACUGUAUGUAUCUCCUGUACAAAGUUGACAUACAUUAUAUUCAUGUACAUAAAAUUAAAGAUAUUAGAUUAUAUACGGCUCAUUUUCUCAAGCAGCUACCUUGGUGUAUUCAACUUCUUUUCUGCCCCUAAAAUUGUGUCUGUAUGUAAUUUGGCACCAAAAUUGGCCUAAAGUUACUAUGCCAUUAGAAGAAGUUGUUAGAAUCUGUAUUUUGACACUGACUGGGAGCCAGCUAUUGUGAGAGCUGAGAAAACUACCAUGUACUUGCUUUCAAAGGUUAAGACAAGCCAAACAGUGCAGCUUGAGAAACAUACUGUCCUUAACAACCUGAAAUACAUCACAUUUUAAGCAUCAAUUUCAAGUGCAAAAUUCAAAUAUUCCAAGAAUUUUCCAUCUGCUUGAAUAUUAGCAAAAUAAUUAUUUUAAUUUCUACAAAAGCAACUUAUCAACUACCAGUUAGGCCUGUGGGUAAUAAUAAGGGGGAAAAAAGUAGCAAUCUGCUACUUUUAACUUUGCUUUUUAAUUGAUUUUUAAAAAAUAAUUUAGAUGUAAGAUAAAAUUUAGGCAAAUAAAAACAGAAACCUUUUAUCAUGGAAAGACAGUGCACAAAGUGCAGUUUUAGCUGGCUUCAUUCUCCAUGAUCCUAUACAUAAAUCAUGAAGUGUAAUGAGCGUAUUGGACUAAGAUUCAGCAAAUGUUGAUUUUACAAUUACCUAAGCUAUGUGACUUUAGGCAAAUCUGUUGACCGUCCAUCAUCUCCUUUUCCCAUCUGUAAAACUAGGCAGUGAUGGGUUUGCACAGGAUGGCACUGUAAGUUAUCUUCUAUUACACGAGGUUGUCUUUUGUAGAAUUCUAUGAUCCUAAAUUACCAAGUGCUUCUGUGUCUACAAGUGCGGACUGGUAUAAUCUGUUAGCCUCUGCACUGUUCCCUGCAUGCUGUCUCCACCUUUCAUAUGGCAUGCCUGCAUGAGUAGCGUUCCUAUGGAGUAUAGAAUUACUACAGCUAAGGUAGUAUAAAUGACAGUCCUCACAAAAGGUGUUCUGCUCACCUUAGGGAAAAAUACCAUGCAACUCCUCAGUGUUAAGGUAGACAAACAACAUUGAUCACACCCCUAUCAAAUACUUACGACGUUGGAAAGAAUUAAAAAAAAAAAAAAAAUGAACACAAUGGGCAUGUAACCAACCAAAGUGGAAGGAGAGACCUUAAAACUGACAACAUCUCAGAGCUCGUAUAUCUUAAGUUAUAAAUGGGGUACUGUUGGAAGGAGAGUCAACUUUCUCAUAUUGUGUGUAUAUCAUUACAGAGCAAUGUGCUACAUGCGCUGUCACGAAUCUAAGCUUUAUUGCAGCUUCUGAAGGUGAGGGAGUUAACUCUCAGCUAUUUCUUAACGCCUAGGAAACCCUGGGAACCAGGCCAAAUCAUUUAACCAAGCUUUUACUGUUCAGCCAGCUGUGAUGGUGGUUUCUACAUAAUCUGGAUAAAUCUGGGAGUUCUUUCAUGGCCCCAGUGAAAUUUGCCUUCUUAAAAUUAUAGGCAAAUGUGAAAGUUAUAGCCCUUAUAAAGAAAGGAAAAAUCUAUGAAAAGUAAAGCUUUCUAAUUUACCAGGGCAUUUAGAUUUUAAGAGUAUUAGGUGAACUGAGGACCAAGUUAGAAAAACUUGCUCUGAAUUAACAAAAGAACUAGAAAAUUGCUAAUCUGAAAGCACCGCCUCAUCUACGUUAAGAUCCAAGUUGGCUGUAUUGAGAACGUGGCGUUUGAAAUCCCAACCGUAACCACAGUGUCACAGAGGAGGGACGAACCUUCGAGGAUGUAGUUACCAUCUUUAUUUUUCAGUUGCAGAAAAAAAUUGAAGACCAGAGAAAAUUUUUUAAAAAUCCUAAAAUAAAACCCUCAUAAUCAGAACAUUUGAACAGUGAACGUUAGUCUGACUCUAAAAUCAUUGUAAGAAUGUAAAUCACCAAUUCUUGGAGGGAAGAGGGGAAGCCAUUACACAUUUCAUUCUCCAAAAAGGACUGUUUUGUUUUAUUUAUGAUUACAAGGCAAGUUACCCUUUUUUUACAUAUAUUUUAUUGUGUUUUCGGUGAAAGUUUACACAGUAAAUUAGGUCCACAUUUAACGAUCUCUGUACAUAUUGUUCAGUGACGUUUGUUACAUUUUCCACAGUAUGUCAACAUUCUCUUUAUUUCCAUUCUGAUUGUUCAUUUCCAUUAAUCUGGCUUCCCUGUCCUCCCCACC